UCUCAGAGUCAAAUGGGCUUCACGGCAUAUAAACCAGGCGGUGGUCCCGGCUGCCAUCUCUCUCUCUGCCCAAAGCCCUGCAAUUAGACAAUAUUGACAUUGUGCGACUCCGUGAACACGGCAGCUUUAUCGGAGUCUUCACUUUUCUGCACAGGCUCUUACUUCUAGUCUGGGGGGCUGUGUUAGGACAACUCGGUGUGUAAAGAUGAACGACAAGACUUCUACCUGCUCCUGCCGGCUGCUUUCAUUUUCUCUGGGCAUCUCGGUGGUCACCAUGCUGAACUUAGUGGGGCUCGUGUUUCUCAUCCUGCAGCACAACAGCUUGUCGGCUCAACUCAAAGAUCUGGAGGUUCAGUUGGAUACGUUUUGUGAAAGUUCGGUCGUGAAGUUCCUACGUGAGGUCAUUGAAGACAAAGAAGAUGAACCCCAGCCGUUCCAGUUUUCGAGAAAUAAAAGGAGCCGGGAGCCUCACCAAAGCACAAUCCAAGCUGAAAAUGAAGACAUGCUUAUGCUGAUGACGUAUUCUAUGAUUCCUAUUCGCAUAAUGGUGGAUUUGUGCAAUAGCACAAAAGGAAUAUGCUUAACAGGACCGGCUGGACCACCUGGUAAGAUUACACGUCUUCCUGGUGCUGAUGGACUGCCGGGCCACAAUGGAUCAAUAGGACUGCCUGGACUAAAGGGCGAGCCAGGAGAGGUCGGGAAGCGCGGAAAACGAGGUGAAAAGGGAGAACCUGGAGAGAUGGGAGAGAAAGGGGAUCCCGGCGAAAUUGGAUUUCCAGGACCUCGUGGUGAGCCGGGAUUGAAAGGAGAACCGGGCGUCAACGCUGAGAAAGGAGAGUUUUUAAAUGAAAUCUUUCUUGAAGGUUCUCAAGGACCUGCAGGACCACCUGGACCACCAGGACCUGCUGGGCCCCCAGGACCAAUUGGACCACCUGGGCCUCCAGGAGCAAGACGUCAGAGGGUCAGAGGACAGAAGAAUAAUGCAGAAUGCAUCAUUAAAGCUGUGAGUACGCCGGUGAAUGUCACCAAAGCAGGAAACACUUUUGGGACGUGGAUGCAGGACACGUUACGGGAUGAUGAAACGAUUUGGGUUGCAGAACACUUUUCAGGUCGAACACUGAAAGAAUAUCCGAACCUGCUUUCAUUCCAAAAUGGCAGUUUUAAAGUAAUUGAUCUACAGAAAGCUUUCUUUCAAGGCUGUGGCCACGUCGUCCACAAUGGAUCUCUGUACUAUCACAUUGCCGGCUCAUAUAAAAUUGCAAAAUAUGACAUCAACACGGGUUCUUUUAAGACAAUUAAGAUUGAGGAUGCAUUCUACAACAACCUCAACUAUCUCUUUCACAAUUCCAAGACAUACUUCAAUCUGGCAGCUGACGAGAAUGGUUUGUGGAUCAUCUACGCUUCCAGCCUCGAUGAAAAUGUCAUGGUGGCCCAGCUGGAUGAGAAGACCUUCUCAGUCACUCAUCACGUGAACACUACCUACCCGAGAUCCAAAGCCGGAAAUGCUUUCAUUGCAUGUGGAGUGCUGUACGUGACAGACACAAAGGACCUCAAAGUCACGUUUGCGUUCGAUCUGCUGAAAGGGAAGCACCUGAACGCCAGUUUUGAUUUAAGGUCGCCGAAUGGUGUUUUGGCCAUGCUGUCUUACAAUCCCAAGGAUCACCGCUUGUACACCUGGGAUAACGGCUGUAUAAUGGAGUACAAGGUGCACUUCUUAUCAGACGACUGAGCGGACGGGACACUUUUAAUGUCAUUUAGGCCUAUGUCGGCUGAACUCAUGCUUGUUCCUAUUAUGAGUGGCCUCGACAUAAGGCAGUUAACACUUUUUAUUCAACUUUAAAUAAACGUCCCAGGUGAAAUGAAAGGAUAAAUACAACUGCGAAUCAGUAAACCGGACUAAGACACGUGACGUUACUAAAGGCCAAAAUUUUGCAUUUUGCCAAAGGUUUUGUUUUUUAGUAUAUACUAUUUGUAUUUAAAAUGUUAAUACAUCAUGCACUGUUUGUAUUAUUUUGUCGUCUUUGUUUAAAUGGAUAUUUGCAUAUAUACAUUGUGAAUAAAGAACACAAAAAUGUA
This is a messenger RNA of Erpetoichthys calabaricus (reedfish), 2076 nucleotides long. RefSeq names its product gliomedin (gene gldn). The coding region runs from base 206 to 1729 and encodes 507 amino acids. The record is from RefSeq and is a predicted model, not a curated record. NCBI's taxonomy places the organism in Eukaryota, Metazoa, Chordata, Cladistia, Polypteriformes, Polypteridae. Gene Ontology annotation, biological process: signal transduction. Gene Ontology annotation, cellular component: cell surface. The transcript has 9 exons.